AUGGUAUUCAGUAAAGUGUGUCACCUACCAGUGGAAUUAGAACAUCAAGCCUACUGGGCAAUCAAUAAGCUUAAUCUUGACUUAGUGUUAGCAAGACGAAAGCAAUUAGAUCAAUUACAUGAGUUAGAAGAGUUUAGGCUACAUGCCUACGAAAAUGCUAAGCUAUAUAAAGAAAAAACAAAGCAGUGGCAUGAUAAGCAUAUUGUCACUCAAAAUUUUAAACCAGGGCAAAAGGUAGUCCUAUUUAACUCUAGACUCAAGCUCUUUCCAGGAAAGUUGCGGUCUAAGUGGAGUGGACCUUUUGAAGUGGUGCAUAUGACACUGCAUGGAGCUGUGGAAUUAUGGAAUACAAUGAAGAAGUCUAUAUUUUUGGUAAAUGGACAAAGAGUUAAACACUACUUUGGUGAGGAUGUUGACGGUGAUGAGAAAGCCAUAGAACAAGAAGAUGAGUGA
This is a messenger RNA of Solanum dulcamara, 453 nucleotides long. RefSeq lists its product as uncharacterized. Lineage: Eukaryota; Viridiplantae; Streptophyta; Magnoliopsida; Solanales; Solanaceae. The record is from RefSeq and is a predicted model, not a curated record. Bases 1 to 453 code for a protein of 150 amino acids. The transcript has a single exon.